Pygocentrus nattereri (red-bellied piranha) is the source of this 543-nucleotide messenger RNA. RefSeq lists its product as uncharacterized. Bases 1 to 543 code for a protein of 180 amino acids. Lineage: Eukaryota; Metazoa; Chordata; Actinopteri; Characiformes; Serrasalmidae. The transcript is spliced from 3 exons. The record is from RefSeq and is a predicted model, not a curated record.
AUGUCAUCACUUUUAAAAGAAGAGAUGCAAAGAGUUUUGUUCAGACCAGAGAAACGCACACUGGUGGAGUUUAUAGAGAUUGAGGAGGAAAAAAGGGGACGACAUUUCCUCUGCGUGUCCGUAUCUAAAAGUAAAGAGGUCCAGAUCGCAGUGGUGCAGUGCCAGAAAGCUCGGCCUGCUGACUGUAAAUCCCAGCGUAUUGGCCUGGAGGACAGUUAUGUGAAGACGGAGGUGUGGGCUCUUCAGGAACUGAGCAUUCUGGAUGGGAGAGACCCUGACAUAGAUGAUCCUUGUUUCCUGAUGCACUUUGACACAGUACGUCCUGUGAAAGCAGUGAGCUGCGCUGCAAAGUACUCCCUGGCUCGCUGCCUGGUGUCCCUCAGCGACACACAUCAGCACACUGAGCUCCACCUUCAUAAUUUUGACUGGACAUACAUUAAGCCAACGUCCAUAUACUCAAACAGAGGCGACUGCAUGGUUCUGAUGCGAAUCUGCUUCUAUGCCUUCAACUUAGUGUGUCUUUCCUUGUGUCCUGUGCCUUAA